Molecule: messenger RNA, 2205 nt
Organism: Colletotrichum acutatum
Lineage: Eukaryota; Fungi; Ascomycota; Sordariomycetes; Glomerellales; Glomerellaceae
Product: major facilitator superfamily domain-containing protein
Exons: 6
Coding region: 108-1904 (598 amino acids)
Biological process (GO): transmembrane transport
Cellular component (GO): plasma membrane
Molecular function (GO): transmembrane transporter activity
Source: RefSeq, a predicted model, not a curated record
UGACAACCAGAUGAGCCCCGUAUACUCUUGAUAUUGCUGAAUUCUUUGUGUCUUCAGAAUAAUUGCAACUCCCCGAGUCUAGUAUGUGCUGAUUUCAUCCCAGGAACAUGGAGGCUGAUACAAGAGAUACCUUGGAGAUUUCCAUGCCGCCUCAAUUGGAUGGCGAUAGACAAGCAAACAUGACUCAUGAAAAUGUUGCCAACAAUGAUUUCAAAGAGAAGUCGGAAAGUUCUAAGAAGGAAUCUGGAAGCCAAGAAAAUGAUGUAAAUGAGAGGACGACUGGUGAGGACUCAGACGAGUCGCAGACUCAUCAAUAUGCGACACCACGAGAACUGGCUCUUCUAUCAACAGUUUUCACCAUUGCAACCUUCAUGAUAGCCAUAGAUGGCAGUAUCCUUGCGACGGCAAUCCCUAGGAUAACUAGCGAUUUCCAUCGACUCAAUGACGUGCCAUGGUACGGAAGCGCAUAUCUCUUCACAGAAAUGGCAUUUCAGCCUACAUUUGGUCGCUUGUACACUCUAUUUAGCGCCAGGAUUCUUUAUCUGACUUCCGUCAUCAUUUUCGAGGCAGGCUCGAUCCUUUGCGCCGCCUCGCCAAAUUCUGCAGCAUUAAUCACGGGGAGAGUUAUAUCUGGCAUAGGAGCCGCUGGCCUACUCUGUGGAAGUCUGUCGGUCUACGGAAGGUCGGUUCCUCUGCGAGCUAGACCGUUCGGAAUGGCCCUAGUCACAAGUAUGUACGGCGUCGCAGGAGUUCUGGGACCGACUCUCGGAGGACUCAUCACCGAUACGCCUCGCCUCACCUGGAGAUUCUGUUUCUGGAUCAAUCUACCAUUUGGUGCUGUGACAUUUGGAAUCGCGUACAAAAUUUUGAGAGCGAGAACACCAAUACACGGGCGGCUCUCGUUGCGCCAGAAGCUGAAAAAACUCGAUCUACUUGGCGGAUUUCUUCUCAUCGCUGGCUUGAUCACUCUGUUCUUUGCUCUCCAGUGGGGCGGGACCAAAUAUCAAUGGUCCGAUCCUAGGGUGUAUGCAUGCCUCGCGGUGUUUGGGGUCCUGAUCACAUCUUUCGGGGUAUUGCAGGCAAGAAAGAAAGAAGAAGCUACUAUCCCCAUGCGGAUCCUCUCGCAGCGAACGGUGGCCAUCAGCUGCACCUUCAACAUGCUAAUGUCAAUGGCACACAACACGCACAUGUACUAUCUAGCCUUCUACUUCCAAGCAGUCCUAGGAACCAACGCGGUGACGUCGGGCGUCCGCUGCCUCGCGUACGGAAUACCAUGCAGCAUCGCCAUCAUCGUCACUGGCGCGUGCGUCAGCUCAAAAGGCUACUACGUCCCGUUCAUGUGGCUUGGGUCUAGUGUCUUCAUCGCCGGCUGCGUGCUCCUCCAGAGACUGGAUAGAGAGUCGUCGAUUGGGCAGUGGAUCGGCUUCCAGAUCCUCAGCGGGGCGGGCAUUGGGCUUGCGGAACAGGUCCCCUUCAUCGCGGUGCAGGUUGUCCUUCCUGACAGCGACAUGCCGACGGCGUGUGCCAUGGUCGUAUUCCACCGCUUGCUAGGUGGUGCUGUGGGACUCAGCAUUGCUUCUAACCUCUUCUCUCAGGAGCUCUACCGCCGGCUUGCGGGAGCGCCGGGAGGUGUCAACGUCAAAGCAAUACAAGAUGCUGGUGCAUCUGACCUAGCGAAGGCGGUCCCCGCGGCUAUUUUGCCGCUCGUGCAGAAGGCGUUCAGCUUUGCAAUCUCCAGGGCCUUCAUCUUACCCAUUGUCGUCGCGGGCGCUUCCUUGAUACUCAGCUUUGGCAUGCAGAGACGAUGGAUACCAGAUGAUCGGGCGCAGCCAGGUCAGGAGGCCAGCGCCGGCGACGCGGUUGCACCUGCAUCAGAUCAGGGAGGGAAUGAGAGGACUGUAUAGUGAUAGAAAAGCAUUUGGGAGUAUGCAGAAGUAACGCUGGACUACAGGUAUUUGAAGGCUGUACAUGUAGUUGUCGUUGCAAAGAUGCCAUCGUUCUGCUGAAACUAGUGACUGAUUUUGGAGACAUCAUGUCAAAGUUGAAAUUGCUCCGUGCUGACAAUCGUAAUGCAAGAGGUCUUUAGCGGGGUAGGCUUCAGCGGCUACAGGGGCUGCGCUGGAUGCAGUUAUUCUUUGUAUUUACCUCGGUAGAAGCGUAUCCGUAAACUUAUAGAAUAGAGCAACUACAAAGUUGCUAGCGGGA